Messenger RNA from Galeopterus variegatus (Sunda flying lemur), 2187 nucleotides. RefSeq names its product aldehyde dehydrogenase 16 family, member A1 (gene ALDH16A1). Bases 235 to 2187 code for a protein of 650 amino acids. The record is from RefSeq and is a predicted model, not a curated record. Gene Ontology annotation, molecular function: oxidoreductase activity, acting on the aldehyde or oxo group of donors, NAD or NADP as acceptor. Lineage: Eukaryota; Metazoa; Chordata; Mammalia; Dermoptera; Cynocephalidae. The transcript has 16 exons.
CUGGACACCCAGGACCGGCACUUGGGUCACUAUGUAAAUGGGAAGUGGUUAAAGCCAAAACACAGGAAUUCAGUGCCUUGCCAGGAUCCCAUCACAGGAGAGAACUUGGCCAGCUGCCUUCAGGCACAUGCAGAGGAUGUGGUAGCAGCCGUCACGGCAGCCAAGACAUCGUUUGAAAGCUGGAGCAGACUCCCUGGAGCCGUUCGGGCCCAGCAUCUGACCAGGCUGGCCAAGAUGAUCCAGAAGCAUCAGCGGUUGCUGUGGACCCUGGAAUCCCUGGUUACUGGGCGGGCCAUUCGAGAGGUUCGAGAUGGGGAUGUUCCACUGGCCCAGCAGCUGCUUCAGUACCAUGCAGUCCAGGCACACACCCAGGAGGAGGCAUUGGCAGGCUGGGAGCCCAUGGGAGUAAUUGGCCUCAUCUUGCCACCCACGUUCUCCUUCCUUGAGAUGAUGUGGAGGAUUUGCCCUGCGCUGGCUGUGGGCUGCACUGUGGUGGCUCUCGUGCCCCCAGCCUCCCCAACACCUCUCCUCCUGGCCCAGCUGGCAGGGGAGCUAGGCUCAUUCCCAGGAAUCCUCAAUGUGAUCAGUGGCCCUGCUUCCCUGGGGCCUGUCCUGGCCUCCCAGCCUGGAGUCCAGAAGGUGGCCUUCUGUGGAGCCGUGGAGGAAGGACGUGUCCUUCGGCGGACUCUGGCAGGCAAGGGGACUGAGCUGGGCCUGGCACUGGGGACAGAAUCACUGCUGCUGAUGAUGGACACAGCAGAUGUCGACUCAGCCGUGGAGGGCAUUGUGGAUGCAGCCUGGUCUGACCGCAGCCAGGGGGGCCUCAGGCUCCUCAUCCAGGAGUCUGUGUGGGAUGAAACCAUGAGGCGGCUCCAGGCACGGAUGGGACGACUUCGGAGCGGCCGAGGGCUAGAUGGGGCUGUGGACAUGGGGGCCCGAGGGACUGCUGCAUGUGACCUUGCCCAGCACUAUGUGCACGAGGCCCAGAGCCAGGGUGCACAGGUAUUCCAGGCUGGCAGUGUACCCUCAGACAGCCCAUUCUAUCCCCCAACCUUGGUCUCUGACCUGCCUCCAGCCUCCCCGUGUGCCCAGGCAGAGGUGCCGUGGCCUCUGGUUGUGGCCUUCCCUUUCCGCACGGCCAAGGAAUCCCUGGCCAUGGCCAAUGGGACGCCCCGGGGAGGCAGCGCCAGCGUGUGGAGCGAGAGGCUGGGGCAGGUGCUGGAGCUGGCCUACGGGCUCCAGGUGGGCACUGUCUGGAUCAACGCCCACGGCCUCAGAGAUCCUGCAGUGCCCACAGGUGGCUGCAAAGAGAGUGGGUCUUCGUGGCAUGGGGGCCCAGAUGGUCUAUAUGAAUAUCUGCGGCCCUCAGGGACCCCUGCCCGGCUGCCCUAUCUUUCCGAGAAUCUGAACUAUGACACCUUCGGCCUUGCUGUCCCCUCAACCCUACCAGCUGGGCCUGAAAUAGGGCCCAGCCCAGCACUCCCCUAUGGACUCUUCGUGGGGGGCCAUUUCCAGGCUCCUGGGACCCGGAGCUCCAGGUCUAUCCAGGAUUCGGAUGGCAACCUCCACGGCUAUGUGGCUGAGGGUGGAGCCAAGGAUAUCCGAAGUGCUGUGGAGGCUGCUCACCAGGCUGCCCCUGGCUGGGUGGGCCAGUCUCCAGGGGCCCGGGCGGCCCUGCUGUGGGCCCUGGCAGCUGCCCUGAAACGCCGGGAGCUCACCCUGGCCUCAAGGCUGGAGAGGCAGGGAGUGGAGCUCAAGGCUGCCAAGGCAGAGGUAGAACUGAGUGUGAGGCGACUUCGAGCAUGGGGUGCCCGGGCCCAGGCUCAAGGCCACAGCCUGCAGGUAUCAGGGCUGAGAGGCCCUGUGCUCCGAUUGCGGGAGCCACUGGGCGUGCUGGCUAUUGUGUGCCCAGACGAGUGGCCUCUGCUUGCCUUCGUGUCCCUGCUGGCUCCUGCCCUGGCCCAUGGCAACACUGUAGUCCUGGUGCCCAGCAGGUCCUGUCCCCUGCUGGCUCUGGAGGUCUGCCAGGAUAUGGCCACCCUGUUCCCAGCAGGCCUGGUGAACGUGGUGACAGGAGACCAGGACCACCUGACCCGCUGCCUGGCCUUGCACCAGGACAUCCAGGCCCUGUGGUAUUUCGGAUCUGCCCAGGCGCAGAGUCCCGCCAAGGCGCCGUCUGCGGCGUGA